Messenger RNA from Pyrus x bretschneideri (Chinese white pear), 1240 nucleotides. RefSeq lists its product as uncharacterized. NCBI's taxonomy places the organism in Eukaryota, Viridiplantae, Streptophyta, Magnoliopsida, Rosales, Rosaceae. The transcript has a single exon. Bases 385 to 861 code for a protein of 158 amino acids. The record is from RefSeq and is a predicted model, not a curated record.
UCAUUAAAUCGAAGGUACUAAAAUCUUCUUCCUUUCUCCCCAAGCCUCCUUCCCCAACUGGGCAACUCUGCCACUAAUUUCGCCGUUUCCUUCCUCACGCUACGCGCCACAUCGCCACGCCUUCGAACGUAGCACAAAAUCCUUAACAGAGCCCUGACCGUUGAUCCUUCCACGCGAAUGAGUCUCAACGGCUGAGAUCAUUCCAAUAUCGUCACAGGAUGGGGCCCACCAAUACGAGUCCACAAAUCCUUUUUCCUUCUUUUCCCUCGUUUUCGGCAUGGGACCCACCCGAUAUAUACGACAAUACACGCCACACCAAGCACACACACUCUCCACACAGUCCUCACUGCUCUCUCUCUCUCUCUCUCUCUCUCUCUCUCUCUCAUGGAGGACAUGCGCAAGAGACCCGGAAGCGAACCGGCGGAGGAGGAGGGGAGCGCCGCGAAGAAGCAGCGACAUCUGGCGGCGGAACAAGUGAUGAGCGACGACGUUGAGACUGUGCCCUCCAAGGCAAACGACUGGAAGCUCGAGGAGCUCGCGAAGCUCGUGAACAAAGACUGGCCGAUCGUGCCCGCUGCAGGUGCCGCAGCGGUGACUUUCGUCGAGAACCCGUACUCGCAGCCCUGGGUGUUCCAAGCGCUGCCGUCGUCAUACGUCACGAUCAACCUCAACGAGGAGAGCUGCGGGCCGUCGUUCUCGGACUCAGUGUCGACGGUCAUGGCGAGCGUCGACCUCGGCGGGUUGUACGGCAUUUCGAAGGAGGUGCUGGGGUUGGAGUCCGAGAAGUGGUUGAUGGAGGGGUGGAGGAGGCUAGCGGUUUGUACGGACUUACAAAGGAGGUUAUCGGUUUGGAAUCUUUGAAGUUCGUAAUGGCGGAGGAGAAAGAGGCGAGUGGGUUCGGCUGUGCGUCUGGUGAAACAAAAGAGUUGGCUCGUGGUGGUUGGGCGGGGGUGGAGAUGGACUGGGACGAUGCUGCGCUGGCGAGGUUUAUCGGGGAAGACGGAGACUUACCUGAAGGGUGUGUUGAGUAGUUUUGGUGGGUGUAUGAAGAAAUGGGGUUUAUGGCAAUGGCGGCCAUGGCAGCUGGUUGGUGCGUUUCUGCAGAGUAGGGUAGGAAAUGAAAAAUGUGGAUAGUAUAGGGACUAAUUAGCAAAAUUUAGGAACACAAAGAGAAAAUGGUGUAGGUUCUUCGCAAUUUAGUUUAUUUACUAAUCAACCCUUUUAUUUAUUGAUUUUUCUA